GCUAUCAUCAAGCUAAAGUGCCAGGUACACACACUGUCGUAGUUCAUUAGCAUUGGUGCAGCAAGUAUCCAUGAUGCACCUACUUAGAACAGCUCGUGCUGCUCUGGGGAAAUGCUCCAUUACAAGUAAAAGUGCUGUGUCAAAAGUAAAAGUACUCCAAGCUAAUAAAAGUAUCCUGGGACUUGUGCAUUUUAAUGUCAUUAUUUUAUUAUUACUUUUCCAUUAAAGCAGCAUUUUACUGUUGCAAUGGAUUCAGGUGGGGAUUUAUACCCAGCUAGUUUAUGUGUAAUUACAACUAAUGGUUAUGCACGGGAUGGAUUAUCUUCUAGAUUCAUUAUCUGGUUCGUGAAAAGUUAUUUAAAGCUGUCAUCAAGGCAUUUGUAAUUUAUAUUUAUUGUUUUUAUUUAGUUAAUAUUGUCUUACAGAAGAUUCAAAUCUUUCUGUUUUUGUAUGUACUGUUGGGUAUUGUUAUCUGAGUAGAACUAUAAAGUGGAAUUGAAAGAAAAUACUCAAGUAAAGUGAAAGUACCUGAUUUGUACUAAAUAAUUAAAGUACUAAAUUAGUUUAUCUUUACAAAUGUUCCUGUAUUUGUAUAUACUUUUGGGUAUAUGUAUCGGUAAUCAAGCUUUAUAGUUAGUCUUUAUCUGGUUUUAAUGCAAAAGUAAAGUGACUAGAUAAAUGUCAUGGAGUAAAGAUAAAGAAAAUACUCGAGUAAAGUAAAAGUAUCUUAAUUUUGUACUAAAUAAUCAAAGUGCUAAAUUAGUUGUUUAUCAAAAACAUAUAGAGUACAACAAUAAUGUUUUGUGGAUAUUGUAUCUAUUACCUGACAUGCACAAUUAAAAUUUUUCCUUUCCACAUCUCCUAUCGUCCUUUAAAAGACUUCAGCAUGUGCAUGAGUCAAUAUUAUGAAAUAAACUGCUUUUAACUGUAUUUCAAAUACUAUUCAAUCUUUUCCACCUCAAGCAACAUAAACUAAGCUGUGCAACAGGAGGCUAUUAUCUGAGCUGAAUUUAGAAAACUGUAUUACAUGUUACUACAACAAAUUUCUCCAUUAUACUAUCCAUUUCUGUUCACUGACACCAGCCAUGACUUUCUCCAAGCAGUGCAUUCACUGAGCACAACAGCCUCUGGUUUUCUAUUGGCCAGUUUCUGACAGGGAGGGCCUUCCAGGAGGCCGGCACCCAGGCAGGAAGGGGGGGUGGCUGGAAAGGUUUCAGCCACAGUUGGACAGACUGUUUUUCACUGUUGUGAAGAGAAGAUCUUUGCUAACUGAAUCCUCAGGACAGAUAGGAGGAUACAGGCUGUUCUUGCUGUCAACGUCUUCCCAAACGAGCUUCCUUAAAGUUGUAGCUCUGUCGUAGAUCCUCGGUGUGGAACAAAACUUCUUUAGUGCUGCAUUUCGUGGGAGAGAUCACCAAUAGAAAGUGCCUUUGAGAAGAUAUCCCCAACUUGAAGUUGAUCUGUGUAGAUUGGGCUGUGUCUAUGCUGUUUUUAAGACCAGACUCAAGCACCAGCACAGGAUUUCUCAGCUGCAAGCACUUCAACACCACUUUGCAUAUUUUGAGAACCUGAUAUUUAGCUAAAAUAGAGCCGUAAUUGUGAAUUAUGACCUGAGAAUGACUAAAGGAUCGAGUCUACAUUAAAUUUCACUCACUUGACUGAUAUUUAUGGGCAAUAUACACUUGGAGUUGACGUAAACAAAAAUAAAACACAACUACAAUUAUUUCCCAUUGAUGGGUGGUUUCUUAGCUAUCUCAUCUUUCUGUUCCAGCUGAUGGAGGACUCACCAGGUUGUCUUAAAACAGGACUUUGUUCAUACGGUCAACCUACAGCUUUCAGUGCAUGAGGCGCACAACAACAAGAUUGACUUUUAAAAUUUAAUGCACUAGAAAAUCUUUGGACAUGGCGUUGAACCUCUCUUCAGUAAGAGACACAAAAUGGCUAACUCUGGAGGUGUGCCGGCAGUUUCAGCGGGGCAACUGUACUCGUAGGGAUGACGAAUGCAAAUUUGCUCACCCGCCGAAGAGCUGCCAAGUUGAAAAUGGUCGAAUUAUCGCCUGCUUUGACUCGCUGAAGGGCCGAUGCUCAAGAGAGAACUGCAAGUACCUUCAUCCACCUUCGCACUUAAAAACCCAAUUAGAGAUAAAUGGGCGCAACAAUUUAAUCCAGCAGAAGACUGCAGCAGCUGUACUCGCCCAACAGAUGCAGCUUGUGAUGCCUGGACCUAGUCUGCAGCCCAUGGGACUUGGCACAAAUACCGGUCUUGGUUAUGGUUCAUACAUGACACCAAUGAGCCAUGGAAUGAGUCUGAUUCCCUCAGACAUCCUCCAAAACACCUCAGUUCUUCUUCCCGGGAGUCAACCUAUGACAGUCCACAGUUCCUCUUCUUCCUCCUCUUCCUCUCCCUCACAGAAGCUGCAGCGUUCAGACAAACUAGAGGUCUGUCGUGAGUUUCAGCGGGGGAACUGUGCGAGAGGGGAGACAGAUUGCCGCUUUGCUCACCCCAGCGACAGUCCCAUGAUUGACACCACUGACAACACUGUCACUGUUUGCAUGGACUAUAUCAAGAGCCGCUGCUCCCGGGAGAAGUGCAAGUAUUUUCACCCGCCUGCACACUUGCAGGCCAAAAUCAAGUCCAGUCAACAACAACAAGUCGGUCAGUCAGCCGUCGCAGCCCAGGCCGCAGCUGCAGCAGCCGCGACUCAGUCGACUGCCAAAGCAAUGAAGCGACCCCUCGAGGCAACUGUAGACCUGGCCUUUCCCCACAGUGUCCUGCAAUCCCUACCAAAGAGACAAGCCCUAGAGAAGAGCGGCUGGGUCAGCUCUCUCCUUAGCCCCAGUUUUUUGCACUACCAUCAGGCUCUGGCCAAUGCGCAGAUGCAGCAGCAAACAGCAUUUUACGCCCCAGGGUCUGUCUUUUGCAUGACUCCACAUAACAGCAUGGUCCCCAUGAUGUACAGUGCUGCGCCUGCUACUGUCUCUGCAGCAACUACUCCCGCCACAGGUGUCCCCUACGCAGCAACAGCAACAGCCAAUCAGAUCAUCCUCAAGUAACCACCAGAAACAGGAGUCAGUGCCAUGUUGCUGCUGUUAAAGGUUCCAAACAGCCGAUCUGUAAAUACUCUGUGAACGCCACGCACCACACACAACAAGCUGCAUGCUGAUAAACAUCACUGGUGGAAAACUUGUAGACUCAACUUAAAUCUAUGGUAAUAAAUGACGUAAGGAUUACUAGGAUUAUACUCUGCUAGAUAAAUGUCACAGAAGAUUAUUGUAUGUGCAUGCCUUUGCACCUGAAUUAACAUGCAUCCUCAGUAAUGUGCAGAACAACCUGGUUCCUAUUUCCCAAACCAUUUCUGACCUGGUCAGAGGGCGUUCAGCCUCUUAAUGAGCUGAAAUCCACCGUGUCUCAAAUUCUCUUAUCACAGCCUCAUGAAUAAAAAUGAGCUUUUCUUGACAAAGUCAAACAGGAAACAGAUGGAAACCAGACCAAAAUUUAUUUCACUCACAAUAGAAGUUACACUAAGAGUGUACGAGUUGAGCCUUGCACAUCCAAUCUGAGAUCAGUUCUCAAUGUGUCCACAGAACAUGUUAAUGCCGGGUGUAAUGGGGACCUAUAUUGGAGCUUGUUUAAAUUCUAUCAACAUAUAUUUCUCUUAUUUGAAUGUCUCAUAUAACCUAAGUUUUUUCACAUAAAUGAUUGUUUAUCUAGUGCCAGAUUUUAUUAUUCUAAGCUUACUCAUAAAAAGCACUUAUUUUAACUUUAAACUCAAAUGUACAAAUUUCAUUGGACAGCAGGCUGUGGGGGUAGUAGUCUUUUUCCCUAGUUAUCCCCAGAAAGCAGGAUCAGUGCUCCACCUCCUGGUGUGCCUUUGCAUUGCAUAUACUGUACAUACUAUUUGUUGGUAGGAAGUAAAGCAGCAGUAAUUCAAACUGUUAAUUUCCCCCACCUUUGUUAUCCCCCAAAAAAGAAAAACCUUUGUGUUUUAUUGGGCAACGUGAUGGUCGACUCAUUGAUGUUCCCGAGUGGUGGUUUUCUCCUCUGGGGCAGGUCUCACAAAGAUAGUCUUUGACUCUGUCUUAAUUAGGUCAAACUUAUAACUUAAUAUAUUCAGUCUGUGUCUUAGUGACAUUAAGUGUACAAAGACACGUAUAAUAGCAUAACAUGUCAAUGCAGCGCAGCAGAGAUGAGCUACUAUGGCUCCUUAACAGACUCAGAACCUCUGGUAACUUAUUACUCGGGUUUAGAAAAGCUUCCAUGUGCAAAACCCUUCUUAUUACUCCACAACAUUAUAAGAAAACCUCAACCCUCACCCUAACCCUAACCCCCCUUAGUCCUGACAAAGGUUUCAGUGUAAUAAAGCUCAUGUGGGCUGGGACCUUGUAUGUGCGUGACACAAAAUAGAACUCAUGGGCCUCAUGCUGCAACCCAGUCUAAAAGAUCUUUGUGAAACCAGCCCCUGGCUUGAAGACGAGCCUCCACAGCCAUUAUAGUUAACUCAGUAACGGGGUGUGUGAGUACUGUGUGACUCCUGUGAUCCUAUAAUGUUCGAGUGGUGUGCGAGCAGUUAGUCUUAAUACGACAGUCAGCUGUCAGUACUGUAUUAUUUGAAAUUUACAAGUGCCUAAUGAAUUCUGCAUGCAACUACAUCGAAGCAUAUUUAAAAAGGGUUUGUGUGGAAAAACUGUUCAAUUAAAUCUACUCAACGUAACUCACAGUUAGGAAGAAAUAUUUAGCGAUGCCAUGUCAGUGCAUUAGUAUGUUGUGUGUGCACCUGUUUAGAUUUAGUCCUUCAAAUCAUUUUCACUUUUGUGAAACUCACUUCAAUGUGUAUGUACUGUAUGUACAAUGUAUACGAAUGGAUAUUCAGCUUACCUUUUAUUUAGUUUCACAUUUAAGAUGAUACUGUUGAACUAGUUAAAUGCACACAGUAAAAUACUUUAUGUAGUAAAGUAGAAUUUAAGUGAGUAGACAUUUUGUCAACGCGUAGUUGCGUAUGAGUGGAACCACAAUAUGCAAUUGGCUGUCUUUGUUUAAAACUCAGAGCAAACAGAGGUGGCGUCAUCUCUGGUUAAGUGAAAAAACAAAACUGAUGUUAAAAAUAGUUUUCACUCAUAUAUGUAUGUUCUCUUGAACAUCUUUUAUAUAAGUUUUAGUUCCCUCUUUUGCCGUGUGUGAAAAUAUCAACCUUUAUUUGAAUGCUGUCCGACGUCUUUUCAAGUUUAAAUGUGUGUGUACACGUGUGAUUAACUCAGACGAUCCACCGAGAGAAACUGCAUUUGUUGACACUUUCAUUAUGUAUUUUCAUUGUGAAAAUGUACACAUUAUUGGAUAUGAAUAUAUGGAGUAUACUUGCAUACAGUAUUUUACUAGUUUAACCUUAGCUAAGAACACAUUUAAAAUGUAUUCACUUCUAUUUUACGAUGAAUGUAAUUUAUUAAAGUGACGUUAGUUCUGCCGCAGGUUCCUCAAAGGGCCAUGAUCUGUUGUUUUAGCCUUUGAAAAGUCGUCUCUGUUGAGGGAUGAGACGUUGGAGCAAAGAGUAGCUUCAGACGUUUCAUCCUUUUCACUGCCUUGUCAACUGUGAGGGAAAACAAACCUUUGUACGAUCGAGGCAAUGGAAUAGUUAUUAUGUAUAAGAGUGUAUCGUUCGUACCACAUUUGACAAACUUGUUCUCUGUUUGUUGACUCCUCACAAUAACACAUUAGAUUGUACUGUCAGUUGUUUGACUUUAUUAAGUCAUGGUGAAACACUGUAAGUGAGCCAGUGCAUAAAGAAAUAAUCAGAAUUUAUUUGUUUGACAUAGUUUCCUCUGUAUGUGUACAUCCCCAAAAAAUAUCCACCGCAGAUUGAACUACACUGUUUUAAACUUUUUUCUACAUACAUACAUAUAUAUAUAUAUAUAUAUAUAUGAUUACUUUUAAAUUUCGGUUGUCAUUAGACAGAUUAAUUUCCAUAAUUUAUUAUAUAAAAGGCAUAUUUCUGAAUGUUUGUUUCAUGUUUUGGCAAAAAGCUUGAAUGUCACUAUACGCCUGCAUAUGGAGGUUGUUAUGAUAUUUUGAUCACCUAGUCUAAAUUAAAUGGACAGUAAGAAUGUUUGGUCUCACUGACUGACGGAAACAUUUGUCUUAAGCACUUUGUCGACAGUCAGACGACUGAGAAGACAUGCUUUUGUGAACUUUGCCUUAUCUUAGAACCUAUUCCUAAGUUUGCAUUUGUUCAGUAAUUGUGAGUUCAAUAUUGUUGAGUAACUAAAACCGAUUUGUGAAAUUGUCGCUUCGUGUUUUUUUAUUUUUUUUAUUUAAGGCCACAAUGAAAGAUUGUAAAACAAACGUUAACACUAGCCUGAAGCUUGAUAUUAUAAGGCUACAUUUCUUUAAGGUUAUUUUCAAAUUUAACAGAUUUCUGAUGAAGCCAAUGCUAUUGGAUUAUGUUCUGGCCUGAAUAAAGACCUUCACUCUUUUUUUAUGCUUUUUUAAAAUUAUUGUGAAAAUAAUUUUACUUGUGCAUAAUAAAGCAUUUCAUGUGGAUAGUUUGGUUCAUGUAAAUUCAAAAUUGUGUAAAACCUAAUAUUGCAAACAAAUAAAUAAAUGUCAUGUACAUUCAA
Pleuronectes platessa (European plaice) is the source of this 6609-nucleotide messenger RNA. RefSeq names its product muscleblind-like protein 2a. Bases 1903 to 3054 code for a protein of 383 amino acids. NCBI's taxonomy places the organism in Eukaryota, Metazoa, Chordata, Actinopteri, Pleuronectiformes, Pleuronectidae. The transcript is spliced from 10 exons. Gene Ontology annotation, molecular function: metal ion binding. The record is from RefSeq and is a predicted model, not a curated record.